This is a messenger RNA of Naegleria fowleri, 708 nucleotides long. RefSeq lists its product as uncharacterized. The record is from RefSeq and is a predicted model, not a curated record. NCBI's taxonomy places the organism in Eukaryota, Heterolobosea, Eutetramitea, Acrasida, Naegleriidae. Gene Ontology annotation, cellular component: SAGA complex; transcription factor TFIID complex. Gene Ontology annotation, biological process: DNA-templated transcription initiation; RNA polymerase II preinitiation complex assembly. The coding region runs from base 1 to 708 and encodes 235 amino acids. Gene Ontology annotation, molecular function: RNA polymerase II general transcription initiation factor activity; protein heterodimerization activity; transcription coactivator activity. The transcript is spliced from 2 exons.
AUGCAAAACACAUCAUCAAAUGUUCAAGGCUCGCUUCCAACGAGCAACACCACCAAUCCAUCCUCUUCAUCGGGUGGUGGUGGUGGUGGUACAUUCUUUUCAUCCAACACCAUGGUGAAUGAGAAAGAUAUUCAAAAUGUACCAAAAGAUGCCAUCAUCAUUGAAAAGAUUUUGCAAAGUAUGGGAGUUAAAGAAUUUGAACCUAGAGUUACCGAACAAUUGUUGGAAUUAGUAUAUAGAUAUGUUUAUGAAGUUAUUGAGGAUUCAUUUGUGUAUAUGGAUCACGCAGGAAGAAGUGAUCUUGAUUUGGAAGAUAUUCGAUUGGCGAUUCAAUCAAGAGUCAAUCAUUCAUACACGGAGCCACCACCAGUAGAAUUCCUUCUCGAAGUUGCAAAUCAAAAGAAUUCUCAGCCAAUUCUACUCCCUAAGAAACCACGUGUAUUAUUACCUCCUCAACAUUUAUGUCUUGCUAACAGAAAUUAUCAAUUUUCCAAAACACCCACAACUGAAGAGGGAAUCGCUGCAAGAAAGAAACGAAAACAAGUUACUAACACAACAAGUUUAACAACAGAUUUGAAUGGCGGAGCAACCUCAACGAACAUUGAUAAUACAAUGCAAGAUGACGACGUUUCUGCCUCCUCCGCCAACAUUGGAGCACAAGAAAGCAUUGUUGACACUAAUCUACCAGCAUCACCAUCCAAUGAAUAG